Molecule: messenger RNA, 225 nt
Organism: Lobosporangium transversale
Lineage: Eukaryota; Fungi; Mortierellomycota; Mortierellomycetes; Mortierellales; Mortierellaceae
Exons: 3
Coding region: 1-225 (74 amino acids)
Source: RefSeq, a predicted model, not a curated record
AUGGCCUCAUCCGACUUCUUUGGAGUCCACUUCCCGUUGGACCUAUCUGGGAGUCAUAUUAUCCCCAUUGAGCAGGCAGCUACCGCUGCUCACCAGCCAGGUGCUAAAGCAGGCACAAGUGACGAAGGAGAUACGGACCCCAAGGAUGCGUCUUUUGCAGUAGAUGCAUGUUGUGAUAGUGGAAAUGCCAGCAGCUCUAAAGAUGGCAGGGUAGAUGACUUGUAG